AUGGGCAGAGCCGGCCGCUACGACCCCAGGCUCGCGGCCAUGGUUGGCCCCGUCACCUCCCGUUCUAGAAGCAGGACGGGCUUCCCUUCGGCCCCCGCAACAACGGUCGAGAAGAGCACACCCCGGCCCUUGCCCAGAAGAGCCGCCAAGUUCGCCCUCGUCGCAGAUGCGCCUCGACUGGGGGCCCAUGGAAGGGAGGAACUGACCACGCGGCAGGGUACCGCAACAGAGGCGGUAGUCUCGGGGCCGCCGACUAGAAGGACGCGCAGGGGUGUGGUGGGCGUUCACGAAGGGUGUAUGAGGUGGGGCCUAGGGCACCUCCUGUCCUACCAUCAUGAUCCGAACACCUCGUCUCAUCAGCAAGCCUCCCUUCGCCUCCCUUCAGCAAACACCUUCGACUUCACUUCUCCGAUUGGCCGGUCCAUUAGCUUUUUAAUCCAACCAUUUCCUCAUCACCCAAAUCCACCCAUCGCCGCCUUCAAAUACCAACCAACCCCCACCGCAAACAUGCAGCUCAAGACCCUCCUCGUCAUCGCCUUCACCGGCCUUGCCAUGGCCGCCCCCCAGGCGCGCAAGAAGACCCAGGCCGAGCGCGUCGCCGCCGGAAGGGAACGAGGACUUAUCUGCAACGAGAGCGGCCGUAACGACGGUAUCGUCCUGUGCGGUGAUGGCCAGUCCGGGGAGACUUGCUUCAUCAACAAGGCUGGCGGUGGCAACUGCUUGUUUUAA
Molecule: messenger RNA, 729 nt
Organism: Gaeumannomyces tritici R3-111a-1
Lineage: Eukaryota; Fungi; Ascomycota; Sordariomycetes; Magnaporthales; Magnaporthaceae
Exons: 3
Coding region: 1-729 (242 amino acids)
Source: RefSeq, a predicted model, not a curated record